Messenger RNA from Ceratosolen solmsi marchali, 907 nucleotides. RefSeq names its product chymotrypsin-1-like. Gene Ontology annotation, molecular function: serine-type endopeptidase activity. The transcript has 4 exons. Gene Ontology annotation, biological process: proteolysis. The record is from RefSeq and is a predicted model, not a curated record. The coding region runs from base 20 to 787 and encodes 255 amino acids. Lineage: Eukaryota; Metazoa; Arthropoda; Insecta; Hymenoptera; Agaonidae.
CGUACGUGGAAUAUUGAAAAUGAAGUAUCAAAUUGCAGUCUUAUUAAUUGCACUACAGACUCUCGGUGUGUUUGGAAAAAAUGUGCGAAUUAUUGGCGGCCAAGAUGCAGAUGUUCGAGCAUAUCCAUUUAUUGCAUCAUUUAAACAUGUCGGGAAUCCAAAUACUUUUUGUGGUGGUGCAAUAAUAAGCAAUAUGCACAUAGUUACCACAGCUCAAUGUCUUUACGGUGAACCAAAUAAUUAUAGACUCGUUAGAGUUUAUACAGGCAUAUCUACUUCAGAUCCUAAUGCAGGAACUUCGCAUGAAAUUCAACGGGUGUUCAUUAAUCGUAGAUUUAUAAAUAAGGGUAAUCGCGAUGAAAUGUAUUUAAAUGACAUCGCAGUCGUCAAGCUGAAGCAAGCAAUUCAAUUUAAUGAAUUCCAAAGCGCUAUCGAACUAUUAGACAGAGAUGUUGCUGAGAAUGAAAGCGGAUUUGUUUUAGGAUGGGGAUCAACGAGUUACCCAGAAAAUUCAUAUCCUUCACAGAUGCAAAAAGCCCAAAUGAAUAUUCUUCCAGCAAGAUCUUAUUCUUCAUUCUUUUAUUUUAUUCUACACGAUACUCAGUUCGCGGCGUUGGACAAACAAGGAGUCGGACCAUGCACGGGCGAUGGCGGAGAUCCGUUUAUCAUUGAUGGAAAACUCGCAGGUUUAGCAUCAAUUAUUUAUCCUUGUGCUCAAGGUUUACCUGAUAUAUAUACAAAAAUGUAUUAUUACAUCGAUUAUAUCAACAACAUGAUGAGUAUUUAAGCCCCACUACUUUGAUUUUGUAAUACUCCAUUAAUUAUAUUGACAUGUACAUAACUUUAACAUCGAAUAUUACAUGGCAAUCUUUAUUAAUUUGAUAUUUUAUAGUACAUUAUACCUCAA